AUGCUUGAUCGAUUUUGCUCACAAAUUUUACUUGAAAUUCAUUGUCAAAUCAAAUGGCUUGAUCUUGAAUCAUCAUCAAUGGAACGUAUACUUCGUGCUACAAAUUAUUCGAAUUUAUAUGGACUCGAUGCAUCUUCAUUAAUUCAUAUAUAUAAAAAUCAAAUAACAUCAUUUAUUAUCGAUAUAAAUAACAAUAAGGAGCAACUAUCAAUAAAAAAUGUCAAUAUAUUUGUAUUUACACAUAUUUUUAUAACAUACACCAAUUUACAAUAUUUAAAUUUCGGUCCAACUUCAAGUGACAAUCAAUAUUUAAUAUUUCCGAAUUCAUCUCCAACUUUUAUCUCCUCAAAUCUCUUAGAAUUGCAUGUCACUUUUGGAAAUUUCAUCGACGGUCUUUAUAUACUUGAUGGACGUUUCAAUCAACUAUGUACAUUUCAUGUUAAUAUUCAUCGCAUUUCCAUUUUCGGUCGAGAACUUAAUAACAAGGAAAAACUACCUAAUUUAAAAUGUUUUGUGCUACACUCUUAUACUCUUACAGGUGCUUAUGAUGAAUUAAUUAUACCACUGCUAUGUCGGAUGUCUAAUUUAGAAAAACUUGUUAUAAAUCUUUCUCUUUCUGUGAAAAAGGCAUUUGUUGAUGGAAAUGAUUUGAAAAAAAAUAUUAUUAAUCAUAUGUUACGAUUAGACAAAUUUACAUUUAAUAUUCGCUCAGUUCUUUAUCUUCAUAACGAAAUUAAUUUACCAUGUAAUGCAGAUAUACAAAAUACAUUUUGUGAUUUUAAAAAUAACCAUAUCAUUUCUUGCGUCGAUUAUUUCGAGGAAAAACAAAGUAGUCAAUGUCUUAUUUAUUCAUAUCCAUAG
This is a messenger RNA of Rotaria sp. Silwood1, 861 nucleotides long. Lineage: Eukaryota; Metazoa; Rotifera; Eurotatoria; Philodinida; Philodinidae. The record is from the annotation of a GenBank genome assembly.